CCUGCCGAUGGAUGCGCCCUUAGCAUUCGCCUAUACUGCCUAUGCCCAGGGCCGGGCCUGAGUGAGAGAGAAAAUUAGAGCGAGAGAUAUGAGCUGAUACUUACUUAGGCUUACAAGACAGAGUGCAAACAUGGACUUGGAUGAACUGGAUUUGCUAUUGGAGCAGUUGGCUGUGAAUUCAUCUUUUGCUGAAACGGCGCCACUGAAUGCAAGCAGUUCCAGCCAUGGAGAAAUUGCAGGAGCUGGUGUUGACAUGGGGCCUCCCAGUGUGCUUGAAAAAAGCAGAAAACCCUGUGCUUCAAAUGUGUACAGUUUCCUGCCAUCCCCCGUGGUGGCAGCACCAAGCCAUGCCUCCGCCGAUAAAGAGCUGGAUUCCAUCUUGCAGGAACUGAACAGCCUCGGCCAAGGGGUUCUGUCUUCUCCGCAUUCAAACCCUCCUCCGCUUUCGAAGAAGAAGUCCCUGAAGGGGGAAGUGACAAGUGGACGGCAGGAGAACAAGGCGGCCGCGUCCCCCGCAGCAGGUUCAGACAGGAAGGCCUCAACGUCCAAUCAGAAAGUAGACGCCAUUGAUGACCUCCUGGGAGGGUUGAGCUCUGACCUGGAGAAAAUUGGCGUCCGUACCGUCGCUAAGGGCAACUGCGCUUCAUGUGGCAAGAGCAUCCUGGGAAAGAUCAUCCAAGCCCUGGGCGAGGUGUGGCACCCGGAGCACUUUGUGUGUAUGUCAUGCAACAAGGAGCUGGGCACCCAAGGGUUUUUCGAGAGAGAUGGACAGGCCUACUGUGAGAAGGACUACCAUCGUCUCUUUUCCCCUCGCUGUGGAUACUGCAAGGGCCCAAUCAUGGAGAACAUCCUGACAGCCCUAGACCAGAGUUGGCAUCCUGAACACUUUUUCUGCACCCACUGUGGAAAUCUGUUUGGGACGGAAGGCUUCCUGGAGAAGGACGGGAAGCCGUACUGUAACAGAGACUUCUACCUCCUCUUUGCUCCCAAGUGCUCCGGCUGCAGUGAGCCGGUGAAGGAGAACUACCUGAAUGCAGCCAACGGCACCUGGCACCCAGAGUGCUUUGUCUGCGCUGACUGCCUGAAGCCCUUCGCCGGAGGCAGCUUCAUGGAGCUGGAGGGACGUCCCCUCUGUUCGCUGCACUUCCACACCCGGCAGGGGAUGCUGUGCGGGGGCUGCCAGCAGCCCAUCACCGGCCGCUGCAUCUCCGCCUUGGGGAGCAAGUACCACCCCGAGCACUUCACCUGCAGCUUCUGCCUGCAUCCACUCAGCCAGGGACGCUUCACCGAGCACAAGGGAAAGCCUUACUGCUCGCCUUGUUUCACCAAGAUCAGUGCGUGAGGGACGUGGAUAUGCACGCGCGGCAAUAGUUGAUUGGCUUGAGGAGUUUUAGAUUGUAUUUUUGCCCAUCGCUUAAUCACAGUGUGAGAGAUUGAAUCUAAUUAGAAUUUUGAUUUUUGAUUUAAUUUAUGACCCGACAGAUACAACUCUUAGGCUAUAUAUUUUUUUUUAAAAGGUUGCUUUGCAUGAAUACUUUUUCCUGGCUUUCUGUUCUAUGUGUUGGUGACUUUGAGGUUUACACGUACCAUUGACAUGCAGAUGCAUAUCGAAUAUGUGAUCCUUGAAGAUAAUAAAGCUCAUGUAAAACACCAAGAAUCAA
Messenger RNA from Gadus morhua (Atlantic cod), 1661 nucleotides. It is a transcript of the gene lpxn, whose product is annotated as leupaxin. Gene Ontology annotation, molecular function: muscle alpha-actinin binding; actin binding. Bases 131 to 1342 code for a protein of 403 amino acids. The record is from RefSeq and is a predicted model, not a curated record. Gene Ontology annotation, biological process: muscle structure development; heart development; actin cytoskeleton organization. The transcript has 9 exons. Lineage: Eukaryota; Metazoa; Chordata; Actinopteri; Gadiformes; Gadidae. Gene Ontology annotation, cellular component: filamentous actin; stress fiber; adherens junction.